Molecule: messenger RNA, 2034 nt
Organism: Arabidopsis arenosa
Lineage: Eukaryota; Viridiplantae; Streptophyta; Magnoliopsida; Brassicales; Brassicaceae
Source: the annotation of a GenBank genome assembly
CCAUUGAAGCCAAGUAAGAGGUGCGAUUCUCUUCUUUUUGACUUGGAACUUGUAAAUAGCGUAUGGAUUUUAGCUGGUUAUGGAUAGAAUUCUAGCUCGUAUGAAGAAAUCAUCGGGACGAAGAGGAGGAGAUAAGAUUACUCCGGUACGGCGGUUAGAGCGUCGUGAUGCGGCGAGGAAUAUCAAUUAUGAUGUAGCGUCUAGUUCUAGUUCGUCAGCUGAAGAUCUUUCCGUUUCAACUUCUUCGUUGAUGACUCGUUCUUUGGAGUUUCCUGAGCCUACUAGUUUUCGAAUCGGUGGAGGUGGUGAAGGAGAAAUGGAUCGGAUUUAUCGGUCUCUUGGUGUUUCUGGUCCUGAUGAUUUGGCGAUUUCUUUUGAUGCUUGGGAAGCUUGUAAGAAGCGUUCUUCGUCAGAUGUUGUUAAUAGGUUUAAGUCUUUUGACAUUGAUAAUCAUAAGGUUCAGGAUCGGGAUUUGAGUGAAGCUGGUCCUAGUGUUGUUGUUGUUACUUCUAAUUCAUUGAAUCAUCUGGAUUUGAGUGAAGCAGGUCCUACUGGUGUUGUUGUUGCUUCUAGUUCAACGAAUCGGGACAUUAAUGAGUUGAUGCCUUCCGAGUUGAGUGAGAUUGGGAAUUUAAGUACUCCUGUGGAUAGAGAAGUAGUUGAUGGUGGUACGCCAGGUAUGGUAGAGAAUAGGCGUGGUUUUGAACGAACACCGACUAUUUUGGUGAAGUCGAAAGGGUAUCUUGUUCCCAAUGAUGUAGUGGCUGUUGGUGGUGGUAUUAAGGGGGUAAGACCACCAGUACUUAAGCCUCCUCCGGCGAUGAAACGACCUCCUAUUGAUCUUCGGGGAUCUUCUUGGGAUUUCCUUACACAUUUCGCUCCAAGUGAAACAGUUAAGCGGCCGAGUUCCUCUUCUUCUUCUUCCGAGAAUGGCUGUGAUGAAGCGGAAGCUAAGGAAGAGGAAGUGGAAACGGAAGAGACGGGAGCUAGGUUUAUCCAGUUGGGGGAUACGGCUGACGAGGCAUGCUCAUUCACUACAAACGAGGGUGACACGUCAAGCACAGUAUCAAAUACUUCACCAAUCUAUCCUGAUGGAGGAUCUAUUAUAACGUCUUGGCAGAAGGGUCAACUUCUGGGACGAGGAUCAUUUGGUUCUGUGUAUGAAGGCAUUUCAGGAGAUGGGGACUUCUUUGCUGUCAAGGAAGUUUCACUUCUUGAUCAGGGAAGUCAGGCACAAGAAUGCAUACAACAACUUGAGGGGGAGAUUGCACUACUUAGUCAGCUUCAGCAUCAGAAUAUUGUGCGAUAUCGUGGCACAGCCAAGGACGGGUCAAAUUUGUACAUUUUUCUUGAGCUUGUAACCCAAGGGUCCCUUCUAAAACUCUACCAAAGAUACCAGCUUCGGGACUCUGUAGUUUCCUUGUACACAAGACAGAUUCUUGACGGUUUGAAAUAUCUCCACGAUAAAGGUUUUAUUCACAGGGACAUCAAAUGUGCAAAUAUAUUGGUGGACGCUAAUGGCGCCGUCAAACUUGCAGAUUUUGGAUUGGCAAAGGUGUCAAAGUUCAACGACAUUAAGUCCUGCAAGGGAACUCCAUUUUGGAUGGCUCCAGAGGUUAUUAACCGGAAGGAUAAUGAUGGGUAUGGAAGUCCAGCUGAUAUUUGGAGCCUUGGGUGCACUGUACUGGAAAUGUGUACUGGGAAGAUCCCCUACUCCGAUCUAGAACCCGUUCAAGCCCUGUUUAGGAUCGGAAGGGGUACGCUUCCGGAAGUACCUGAUACUUUAUCACUGGACGCUCGGCAUUUCAUACUUAAGUGUCUCAAAGUGAACCCGGAAGAGCGGCCAACUGCAGCUGAACUACUGAACCAUCCAUUUGUGAGAAGGCCCUUACCAUCAAUGGGCUCAGGAGGCUCGGGAUCAGCAUCUCCGCUACUCCGUAGAUGAGGCUAAUUUUAGUAAACUGCCUCUAAAGGUGAAGCAUUUAGUUUCAUUUUUUCAUGAGAAUAUUAUCAAAAUCAAAAGCUGUAUAUUCU